This is a messenger RNA of Micromonas pusilla CCMP1545, 1475 nucleotides long. RefSeq lists its product as uncharacterized. The coding region runs from base 1 to 1401 and encodes 466 amino acids. The record is from RefSeq and is a predicted model, not a curated record. The transcript has a single exon. Lineage: Eukaryota; Viridiplantae; Chlorophyta; Mamiellophyceae; Mamiellales; Mamiellaceae. Gene Ontology annotation, molecular function: protein binding.
AUGGCCUCGAUCGCUCGCGCGAUUCCGCGUCGAAGCUCGACCGCCGGCCCCGUGACCGAGGACGCCGUCCUCGACCCGCCCGCGCCGAUGGAAGCGCCGGGCGCGGCGGAAUUCGGCGACACGGUGAAAUCGACGCGCCAAGACGGCGAGGAUCCGUCCGAUUCGCAAUGGAACGAGGUCAAGGAGGUCGAGCUCGCGGCGCGCGCGGAGGCGCAGCUCACGCAGCUCACGCAGGACCGCGCGCAGAACAGCCAGAUGGAGGAGAUGCUCCUGAAGAUCGAGCAGGAGUUUAAGGCGGAGCAGAUCGCGAGGAAAGUGGCGGAGGAGCGGCUCGCGGAGAUCGAUUUCGAGCUGCGUCAGACGGAGGAGGAGAUGCGCGCGAUCCGUCACGAAUUCUCGGGGUGGGCGCCGCAGGUGGAGAAGAACAAGGCGCUGCACAACGUCUUAGAGCGCGAGCAAGACGCGCUCGAGCUCGUGAAGGCGCAGGUCUUGAAAGAUCUCGAGCGCGCGAAGGGCGACGCGACCGCGAAGACGAUGGCGCUGCAGAAGGCGGAGGAGGCGAUUCGCAGGGAAGAGGCGACGAAGCGCAUGAAGAUCGAAUCCGAGCACGUGGCCAAAGUCUCGCGAAUGGGCGCGGAGAUCGAGCGCCUGCGCGACAUGCUACACGCGCACACGCAGGAACUCGCCGUGGAGAUUGUGCGAUGGAAAUCUCAGGCUGAAGCCGCGGCGCAGGCUGUGGAAGCGGCGAAGCGCGAGGUGAUGGCGCGGAAACGCGAGCUCGACAACACGAACGAGGAGCUCAAUAAUCUGGUCGAGGAGCUGUACGGCUGCCGCGAGAAGAACCAGGAGAUCCGCGGCUCCAUCCAGGCGCACCAGGAGCGGUACCGAGCGAACAUGCGGCACCACAGCCGGAACGCGAUUAAGAUCGACAUCUCGGACUUGAAGCUCGGUCUGAGCUCCGCCGAGCUCACCGAGGCGAGGCUCAAGUACGACUACUCGAAGAAAAAUCUCGGGACCUCCAAGGGCGCCACCUCGGCGGCUUCCGCGUUGAACAGAGCGCGCGGGAGCAUGAAUCGCGUCCCGACGGAGCAGGAGAUGUACCUCGCGAAGUUUGACAUCGACGGCGACGGGUUUCUGAGCAAAGAGGAGAAGAUGAUUGGUUUCGCGCAGAACAAGAAGGAUCGCGCGUGGAACCCGAAGCUGGGGAGGCACGAGCGAGAGAUGGCGAUGGAGGCGAGCGCGGUCCGCGCGCGGCACGAGGCUGCGACGCGGAUCCAGGCUGUGCAGAGAGGGAGGAUGGCGCGGAAGAAAGUCGGGCAGAUGCGGCGGUACGAUAAAAACGUCGUCGGUGGCUCGAUGCCGAAGGCAGGGAAGUACCAGUACCAACCGUACCGACGAUGAAGACACGGAUGGAGGGUGGCGAGAGCGAGAGCCGAGUGUGAUUUCCAACCGAUUGAGCCGCGCGCGGCGCGCGU